This is a messenger RNA of Triticum dicoccoides, 315 nucleotides long. RefSeq names its product protein YLS3-like. The record is from RefSeq and is a predicted model, not a curated record. The annotation marks the transcript as partial. Lineage: Eukaryota; Viridiplantae; Streptophyta; Magnoliopsida; Poales; Poaceae. The transcript has a single exon.
UCAGCGCAAGCAAGAGGCAUCGAUCCCAAGAAAAAGCCUCUUGCUUACACUAUCAAAUACCGAUCCAAGGGAAAGAGAAAUCCAUCAAUGGCGGCGAGAGCCAUGUCCGGCAGCAGCAUCCUCCUGGCCACUGCGGUGGCAGCGGCCCUGCUGGUGGCGUCGGCGUCGGCGCAGUCCGGGUGCACGGCGGCGCUCGUCGGGCUGUACCCGUGCAUGAACUACAUCAGCGGCAACGACACGGCGCCCACAAAGUCCUGCUGCUCGCAGCUCGGCUCCGUGGUGCAGUCCCAGCCACAGUGCCUCUGCAGCGCGCUC